Messenger RNA from Talpa occidentalis (Iberian mole), 8846 nucleotides. It is a transcript of the gene PKD1L1, whose product is annotated as polycystin 1 like 1, transient receptor potential channel interacting. The record is from RefSeq and is a predicted model, not a curated record. The transcript has 56 exons. Gene Ontology annotation, cellular component: membrane. The coding region runs from base 480 to 8804 and encodes 2774 amino acids. Gene Ontology annotation, biological process: detection of mechanical stimulus. Gene Ontology annotation, molecular function: protein binding; calcium channel activity. NCBI's taxonomy places the organism in Eukaryota, Metazoa, Chordata, Mammalia, Eulipotyphla, Talpidae.
UCAUUUAUUCAGUUACUUGACUUGAAUAAGACAAAUGUCCUGCUUUUAGUUCCAGCUGUAGCAAAUGUGUUUUCUCCAACUUAGAAUGUAGGUGUAAAAGUGUCCCAUGAUGGCUCCCCCUUACCAGAGUGCCCAGCUAAUUGCAUGCGGUGACAAAAUUAACUGCAUUUACUAUGGAAGAGCUGCCUUUGAGUCUCAAUAGAUGAAUUAGUCCAUUUCCUCUGCUUAGUAACACCACCUAGGACAGUUAUCUUAGAGGAAGUAGCCAGAAGCAGGUGUGAGCUGAGUAAACACUUUUUUUCUGAGAAGAGGAGUGUUUUUCAGAGGACACUCAUGAUUGGCUGAUUAUCUGAGGCGCUAACAAGGUGGGAGGCAUAUAGCUCUCCUUGAAUGGAGAAAGGGUUGUCCCUGUGCCUUUAGGACCUGCCUGUACUCCUUUGCCUGAGCCCCCUGAUUUGGGGGGCUGAACUGAAGGCGCUAUGGGAACUGUCUGCAUGAUACUGGGGUGGUUGGUGCUAGUUCAAUCCCUACCCCUGCUUUGCCUGGUGCAGCCCAUUCCUGGGAUCAGCUCAACGGAAGGGACGGCCAAAGGAAGACAGCUGGCGGACUGCAGUGGCCUCGAUCCACUGGCACCAGGAAAUAUCUCAGUCCCCAGGACCGAGAUGUCCACUGAAGACAUUUAUGAUGACGAGGAAAGGUAUAGCCAGGCUGCCGGAUCCCUGUCCUUGCCCAGGGAGAUGCCCAUCACCACUGACAUCCAGGACCACUGUCUCUGUGGCCCUCCUGCUGAACGAGUGUGCAUAGAGAUCCAUGUGAAUCAUGGGCUGUUUGUGAGUACGGGGAAGCCCAGUUGUCCACCCUGCACACUGACAGGGAUAGAAGAGGAUGUGGAAUUAAGAAGAUUAUGCUCCCCAACAACCUAUGAGAAGAACAUUUUGAAAACAACUAGUGAAGCAGUGUCAAGAGCUGUUCAUAGGAAAAUACAAUGUUUACCUGAUCACAGUUACAAGGUCCAGAGAGUGCCCCAGGAGCCUUCUGUUACAAUUGCCAGCUUCAGGAGCAGAGAUGGCCCCAGGCCCCAUGGCCAGCGGGUAUGUGCAACUGAGCGAGCAUCCCCUGGUCCAGUCCAGUGCACCUGUCCUGCAGAUGACCCCUACAUCUUGAGAGCUGAGAUUUCCUUCUGCACCAUGAAACCACUGUGCUCCUCAGAAGACAUGGAGUUGCUUCCUGAGACUGACCACACAGAGGCCACUGCCACAAUGGGGGCUCCCACAGGGGGAGCCAUAUCUACUCAGACCUGUGGCCCUAUUUCUUGUUACCUCACCUUUCUAGGCAGCGCCACUGGCCUUCUAAGCACUCCCAGCACUCGUGGCCUCUCAGCAUCCCAGCCGGGCCCCCCGCAGCCCUGUCUCCACAUUCGGUGUCAGCCUGGAGCCGUCCCCAUGCCGGGUCCUCCCAAUGCCAUGGACACUGUCAUCCAUCAUUUCCCAGAAACUAACAUCCGGGCACCUCAGAAUCUGGCGUUCCGUGUGCAAAUGGCUUCUGAAGUGGAUCAGUGUCUGGAGAUGGAUUUUGGUGACAGUUUUGGGAUUCAAAUGAGGAUCCGAAACAUGUCUGAGGAAAUGGCCAUUACCACCUACCACCAAUAUAGGAAAGAAGGAGUCUAUAUGCUCAAGGCAGCUGUUUAUAAUGAGCUGUAUGAAACUGAAGUGGAGCUUGGGCCUUAUUAUGUGGAAGUCAGCCAUGUGGCUCUGUCUGUAUACAUGAAUUCCAGCAGUGUCCACGGGGAUGAAGAUCUUGUCUUUGCUGCUUCCCCCUCAGAUGAGAAAAGUACUGUUGUAAUGCAUCAUUUCCCAUCCAUUUCUUCCUAUAAUGUGUCCUUUAGAUCUCAGACCCAAGGGGGUGACAGUCAGGCUUGGUCCGGCAUGACUGUUUGGUAUCAGAUGCAACCUGUCUCUGUCUACACACUUGGAACUGUGUUUGCUGCAGACACUGACAUCACUUUCACAGCUAUCACCAAGGAAACAACUCGCCUGGAGUUCUUGUGGUAUUUUGGAAAUGGUCCACCAGUGAGGACAACUACAAGCAACAUCAAGAAAAGAUUCAGCAUUCCCAAGUGGUAUCUUGUGAUGGUCAGGGCCUCCAACGGGGUCAGCAGUACGGUUUCGGAGCCCCGUCACAUCAGAGUACAGAAGAGAAUCGUUGCCAACCGACUGGUAUCCACCUCGUCAGCAUUAGUGAAUGCCAGUGUGACCUUUGAGUGCAGAAUCAACUUUGGCACUGAUGUGGCUUACCUGUGGAACUUUGGCGAUGGUGUUGUCAGCCUGGGGAGCAGCUCCACCAGUCAUGUCUAUAGCAGGGAAGGAGAAUUCACAGUGGAGGUCCUUGCUUUCAACAACGUCAGCACCGUGUCCCUCAGAAAACACCUUUUCAUUGUGCAGGAGCCCUGCCAGCCACCCCCUGUCAAAAACAUGGGGCCGGAGAGGAUCCAGGUGUGGAGGUCUCAGCCUAUAAAACUAGGAGUGACAUUUGAGGCUGCUGUUCUCUGUGAUAUUUCCAGUGGUAUUUCCUACACCUGGAGUUUCAGGAACUCUGCAGGGUGGCUGGUACCCUUGCCUCCUGCUGUCAGGACACACAGGCAGACCAUCACUGUACCCAGCUACUUUCUGGAACCUGGGAACUAUACUGCACUGGCCAAGGUCCAGGUGGAAGGCAGCAUUGUGUACAGUAACUACUCUGUGGGGGUGGAGGUACGAUCCCAGGCCCCUGUCAGCGUGAUUUCUGAGGGCACACACCUGUUUGUCUCCAGGACUAGGUCCUCCACCAUUGUCCUCAGGGGGUCCCAGUCUUAUGACCCGGACAUUCCUGGGGCCAUUCUCAGGUAUCACUGGAAAUGCACAGUGGCCAGCAUGCUUGGGCAUCCCUGUUUUGCACCUUCCUCUCCAUGUUGCCUAGACACCAGUGCUCCCAUCCUGGUCUUUGCAGCGAACUCUCUCAGUGACAGCUUCGACCAGUUUCUAGUGACACUGACAGUGUCCAGCAAUGUCCGGAACUCCUCGGAGGCACAGGUGUUCCUGUCUACCCGCUCAGACCCAGUGCUCAGAUUUAUCCACAUCUCUCGGGUCAACUUUAAAGACAUCUUUGUUGGCUGGAAUGAAGAACUUUCUUUCCAAGCUGAGUGUGAAGCCUGUGAUGGAAUGUUGAAUCUCUCAUACUCCUGGGAUCUCUUUUUAGUCAACGCAACAGAAAAGAAUAGUCUAGAAGUUCCGUUUUGUAGAACCGUGGGACAUCUGGGGUCCUCAGGACUUGGGUCUGUUUCCAAGUUGUCAGAGAUACACCCACUGUUCAAGGAACCAAACAGGGCAGAUGUCACAGUGCUGCCUCCCUGGGAGCUGUUGCCAAAGACACCAGACCAGCCCACCCUUGCAACUUCAGGGAGUGCCCCCACAGAGACCAUGGGUGAUUUUGAAGCCUAUUACAGUGAUAUCCAGGAAGCCAUGCCCUCCAAAGGAAGACACACAGGGACCAACCUUCCAGGAUCAGAACCAAGUGUGAGUGCUGAUGGGGGCCACAGUGAUGGGGAUAAUCUUGUGGGUCCCUACCUCCCCACCGUUAGUGCCAGACCUACGCUGCUGGUGGACUGGCCCAAGUCCCUGCUUAAUAGAGCUGUUUUCCAUGGCUAUACCUCUUCUGGUAUAAUGGAACAUGCUGUGACAGUACAGCCAUACUCACUGGACCCUGGAGAGACAUAUGUCCUACAAGCUUCUGUGGCUUCAAAGCACAGAUUACUAGGGAAAGCUCAGCUGUACUUGACAGUCAAACAAGCGCCUGGAGAUGUGUCCUGUCAGGUGCAGCCCCCUCGUGGCCUAGAAGCACACACCAUCUUCAGCAUCUUCUGCAUGUCUGGGAGACCGGACUUUCUUUAUGAGUUUAGUUAUGGGAUAGGAAACACCUCCAAACACACCUUGUACUCCGGCAGAGAUACCCAAUAUUAUUUUGCACUGCCAGCGGGUGACCCCGUGGAAAAUUAUAAAGUCAUGGUGUCCAUUCAAAUCACAGACAGCCAAGGCUCCCAGGGGCAGCCAUGCACCGUGGAGGUCACCGUGCUGCCGCGUUUCCAUAGCAAUCACUGUCCAGAGGAGGACAUAUAUAAUUCCAGCCUGAGAAACCUAUCUACCCUCCAGCUGAUGGGAAGUUAUACAGAAAUCAGGAACUAUAUCAUGAUGAUCACAAAAAUCCUGAGUCGUUGGACUAAGGAGAACAGAAAUCUGUCCUGUGGUCAAUGGUCACAAAUACAGGAUGCAUUCAUUUCUACAGUCUGCAGAUUAGCUUUGCAGGAAGAAAUGAUUGAUUCUAUUCUUAUAUUGAGGGAACUCAUCCACUUUCCUAAUAAGUUAAGCUUUAGGAGCGCAGUCCUCAUCCUCAAACACUCCCAGACACUGCUAGAGAGAAGCUGGCCUUUGGGAAGGUUUGUGGUGGAUAAAAGAUGGGUGAGUGAGCUCAUCCUCCUUGUAACCGGGGUACUAGAAGUCUCUGACCAAGAGAAAUCAAGGAACGCAGACUACCUAAGGGAAGAAGGAACUAAAGUCAUCUUGGACUUACUGGUAGGCUACCUCUGUUUGAAAAAGGAGCCUGGACUGCACGUCAGCACUGGGCUGAUGGAGGUCUGUGCACAACUUCAUUGUGACUUUCAGAGGUCUGUGCAGAGUGUGGGCUCCGUCCAGGUGCAUUUACCUGCACACAUGGCUGGGCAGACUCCUGCUGGGGCAGAAACGCAGAGCCUAUGCUAUGCCAGCCAGCUCAUGAUCUUCAAGAAGAAUCCAUAUCCGGGGAGAGCAGCACCUGGUCAGGUUGGCCCAGUGGUGGCCCUCUCCCUGCACAACUGCUCCAGCAGGAGGCCCAUCAGCAGCUGGCGGCUGAGGGAGCCCAUAAUGGUGGAGUUUGGGGAGGAGGACAGCCCGGAUAAUGGGAGAAAUAAAAUGACAUUUGUGUUGCUUCGGGAUAAAGUGAAUUUUCAUCAGUUCACUGGGCAUUGUGAAAAUCCCCUGGAAUCUCUACAUAUAAGGAUAGAAUUUUCUAAGCCCAUUGCAAAAGCUUUCCCGGUCUUGUUGCUGGUAAGAUUCUCUGAGAAACCUACGCCUUCUAAUUUUCUUGUGAAACAGAUCUACUUUUGGGAUGAGAACAUUGUACAUAUUUAUCUACCUGCUCUUUCACAGAAAGAUGCCAACUUGGGAUAUUUAUCUUUACUUGAUGCUGACUAUAACAGGAAUCCUGUGAACAAAUAUUUUGCUAAAGCAGUGAACUAUACGGUACAUUUCCAGUGGAUCCAAUGCCUGUUUUGGGAUAUGAAGGAGUGGAAAUCUGGAAGAUUCUCUCCACAACCAGGAACUGUCCCAGAAAAAGUGAACUGCAGCUAUGAUCACCUCGCCACAUUUGCUAUUGGAAGGAGAAAGUUGAAUACCAGUUUUGAAAUGAGUGACAUUUCCAAGUUCCAGAGGCACCCAGAAAAUCUGCUUCCUGGAAUUUUUGUGGUGGUUCUGGUAAUUCUUUAUGCACUUUUUGUGACUAAAAGCAGAUGUGUAGAUCGUCGAGAAAAAAAGAAAACUGGUUACAUUUUUCUGCAAGAAAACACUCCACCUAGCCACCAGCUGUAUGCAGUGGUAGUUGACACGGGCUUCCGGGCUCCCUCCCGCUUUAGUGCAAAGGUUUACAUUGUUUUAUGUGGAGAAAAUGGACUUUCUGAACCCAAAGAACUCUGCUAUCCAGAGAAGCCCCUGUUUGAAAGCAAUUCCAGACACACCUUUAUCCUGAGUGUAUCGGCAAUGCUGGGCCCUCUCCAGAAGAUCCACCUCUGGCAUGACAGCCGUGGUCCUUCUCCUGCCUGGUAUGUCAGCCAUGUGAUGGUGAAGGAGCUGUGCACACAAGAGGGACAGUGCUGGUUCUUCCCUGCCGAGUGCUGGCUGGCAGUGAGCAGGGUCCCAUCACGUGAAGGCCGUGUGGAGCAGGAGCUCACCUGCCUGCAGAGGGGCCCAGGCUUUCGGAAGCUUUUCUAUUCAAAGUUCACAGAAUACCUGGAAGAUUUCCAUGUCUGGGUCUCCGUGUACAGCCGUCCCUCCUCCAGCGGCUUCCUGCACACACCACGCCUCACUGUUGCCUUCACCUUGCUGUGCUCAUAUGCGUGUCUCACUGCUCUGGUCACCUCUGUGGGACAAGACCAGCUCCUGUUGGGUGUUGACCCCACAAAUAUCACUCUCGGAUCCUUCCAGAUGGGUUUCCUGUGCACCCUCUUGGCUUCUUCCGGGGCCCAGCUUUUGUCACUGCUCUUCAGGCUCAGCAAGGAAGCUCCCAGGCAUUCCAGAGCACCGCCAUACCUACCCCGGAGAAGAGUGCAGACAGGGGUAGCUCAGGACCCUAAUUUCCAGAGAAGGAUCCGAGGUGCACAGAAGACACACGAGGAAAACCCAUUGGCCAUUCUCUCUGAAAGUACCAGGGCCUGGAGGAGGGUGACCAGCAGUGAUGAAGCAGGUUGUCUGUCCCCCGAGUUGGAGGGCUGUGGCGCUGACCCAUGCCAGCAGACCCAGAGGGAGAAGAGGGACCAUGACAUUCCUGGUUCACACCGUGGCAUUGGUGCCCUUGGCGGUGAAUUUGAAGGACAUGCCAUGCACUGGUGGCCAAAGGCACCUCUACUUUGGUCAGGCUCUGCAGCGUGGGCCAUUUGUGGGAUGGUUUCAGUUGUCUGUGGCCUGGGGACAGGAUUUCUAGGAUACAGGUUUGACUCAACACAGUGCGUCCAGUGGCUGCAUCUGCUGACUGUCUCCGUGGUCUGCUGUGUUCUACUCACCCAGCCACUCAUGAUAGGUAUUGUGGCUUUGUGCUUUGCCUGGAAAAGGAAAAAUGACAAGCACUUUUUCAGUGCAUCUUUACACGCUGCUACCAAGGAUCUGGACGCUGAACUCGAAGGACCUCCUGGGACCUGCAGUACCCUGUCUUCCAGGUGCAGAGGUCCCAACUGUGCCAGCGAGAUUGAAAAUCUCAUGGAUGCCCGACAACAAGCACGCCGCCUGCACUGGGCAUGUCCAGUUUCCAAAGCCCAGCUCCAAGUUAUCAGAGCGAGGAUGAGAAGACAGAUGAGAGCACAAGUAGCACUAAGAGACAUCCCUAUGUACAUCUUCAUGCUGCUGCUGCUUUUUUUUAUAGUAUAUGGGAAAUUCUCUAGGGAUGAAUAUUCUCUCAAUCGAGCUAUCCGGAAUGAAUUUGCAUGCUCCUCCAGUGGCCUGAGAAGCAUGGAUGACUGGUGGCACUGGAGCUUGAGCACACUCCUGGAUGGCCUGUACUGGGAAAGCUCUGCGGCCAGCGCUCCGCAUGCACAGCCUGGGGCUCUAGGAGGCAAGUGCUACCAACUCGGCACUUUGGUCAUUAAACAGCUGAAAGUUCUUCCUGGUAGCUCCUGUGAGCUUCCCAGUCCAUUUUCAACAUUUACUGAGGACUCGCUUCCUACAUGUAGUCUCACAGUUGGAGGCUCUGAAACCUCCUCCUCCAGGGACCCAGAGAUCCAAAGAGUGGCCUCGAGUGACCGCAGUGGCUGCAGGGAGACCUGUGAGCUCAGCUUGGGCAGCACAAGACCCACGGUGCAUGAGGCCCUGGCAAAACUCAGGGCCAGCAGAUGGAUGAACCGCAGCACCAGGGCUGUGUCACUGCACUUCUCCCUCUAUAAUCCUCCUACCCGGCUCUUCUCAAGUGUGUCUCUGAGUGCUGAAGUGCUCCCCACAGGGGGACUCAUCCUGUCAACCCUGGUAGAGUCCUUCACCCUCUUCUACAGUGACUCGACCCUGUGGUACCACCUCCUGCUCCCUGAGCUGAUCUUGCUGGUGCUUGGCCUGAUUCACUUCAGUUUUCAACUCUUCAUCAUGAUUGAUAAGGGCAUCCACAAGUAUUGGCGAAAACCAAGGAACUGGCUGGAGAUCUCCAUAGUUGGGACCAGCCUCGCCUACUACAUUGCCUGGAGCCACCUGGUUAAUCUUGCAGGGGAGGUGAAGGACCAUUUCCAGAAAGGAGUUUUUCAAGGGUUUAUGGACCUUAGUCAUAUGGCGUCAUGGAAUCAGAAGGUGAGAUGGCUCCAGGGGAUCCUUUCAUUCUUCUUGAUAUUGAAAUGUACUUGUCUUCUCGGCAUUGAAAAAACAUGGACACCCUGCUCCUUCAUGAGACACUGCUCAUUCUCCAGCAUCUUCGCACCAGUGGUAGUGGGCAUCCUGAUGCUAGCUUCCCUCUCACACCUACAUGGAUUUCUGCUCUUCACCUGUGUCCUGCCAUCUGGAACCUUCUCGGACUCCUUCCAUGGCCUGCUGUUUCAUUUUCCAGGAAGAAGUCAAAGUGAUACCUUCCAUAGCCUUUCCCAGGCUAACCAGCAAACCAUGGCUUGGUGCUACUGCAUCAUCUUUAUAGUAAUGGCCACUUUGUGGCUUGGAAUGAUGAGGGGUUAUCUCAUGAUUUUUGCCCCAAAAAGAAAAUCCUUUCAAAGAAUUUUUUUUGUGAGACUUAAAGAUGUGACUUCCUACAUCUGGGGGAAGGCGCUCAUCCUUCUGGGACUAGGAAGGUCUGAAGUGGAAGAGAAUGAAGUGGCUGAAGAUCACAGUUAUUAUCUGGAUGAAUUUGCAGAUCUAGUAGAUGAACUUCUGUUGAAGAUUAAUGGCUUAUCUGACAGCCUACAGCUCCCUCUUCUAGAACAAAAAUCUAAUAAUACAUUGGAGGCCAGGGAAGAAGAUAGUCCCUUGGUGGGUGUUUCUGUUACUGGAAUAAACAAGUGAAAAAUUAAUUUUAUCAGUUUUCUUGAUAGCAUUUUUUUAAGU